GUACGUCGGCAGUAAAUUGGGAAUUGUACGAAAGCUUGCAUUGAUUUCAUUGUUAGAAGCGAUGCAUCAACAGAUCAAUACAGGAGAUAUAUGUGUAAAUUAUACGUGAUUACAAUAAGCUCGCUUUCAUUGCGGCCCAAACUAUGCACACCCCGCAGUAGGAAGUUAGCGGUUUCAAAUGCAUUUGUCAAGUACAAUUUCCCCUAUUAAUGUCACGACAUGUUCGUAACUUGGUUGUCAUAGCGGCUGUCGUGGCCUGGGUCAGCGUCUGCAUUACGCGCAGGACGGGAGCAUCAGCUGUGAUAUGCCUGGAAUGCGAUUCAUUAUGGGAUCUCAAACCUUUGCAAUCCGGCCCCACUUUCGAGAGUCUGAACCAAGCUGCCGGUCGCAACCAUACCGAACUCGUACUCAUCACCGGCGACACCUCAGCCAGCCUCUCGCUGGCCAAGCCCCAAUUUGUUCAUGAUACGCUUAUCAGCGCUUCAGGGGAAUCAAGACCGGCUCUAUACCUGGGCGCCUACCCACAGCAGCUGCUGCUGGGACCAGACGUGGUGGUCACGCUGCAGGGCCUCACUCUGCACAACCUGGUUGCCAACUUCACAAUCAGUACCGCCACCAACAACGACACGACCACUACCACCACCACCACCAACAACAACAAUGGCAACGCGGCGGCGCAAUGGUUGCUCUCCCUGGAGUCGUUCUCGUUGUCUCCGGGAUCACAGUUGCGAGUGGUGGGCUGUACACUUGUACUGCAGGAUUGCCACGUGGCGCAGAAGUUGUACGACGAGGUGGCAUCGGCGGCGGCGGCUUUGCCGCCAGGCAUCCAAAUCACGCAGGAUCUGGCCCCCGAUGUGAGCAUCUCCAAGUGGCUCACCACCACCAACACCUUCACCACCUCCACCACCAGCGGACAGUUGGAGCUGCUGGAGGUGAAGAUGACAUGUAAUCAGCCCGGAGUGGUGGCGCUGCCAAUGUACUGGGUGAGCAGGUCCACCGCCGCCGCCGCCUUCGCCGCGGCGGGGACGGCGGCGACGGCUGGCGGCGGCAUUGUUGCGGCCAACGCCAGCGGCGCCGCCGCCAACGCCGGUCCCCUAGCCCAGCCAUCACGAAUCGCGCUGCGCAACAUCACGCUGGUCCUGGCGCAGGACGAGCUGUACUACGUGAGCACGUGGCUCCUGUCGUACAUGAAUGGCUCUUCACCCCUGAAGAAGCUGGAUGCGGUCCAGUCGGCAUGGCUGGCGGGUAUUGUGUCCGAGGCUGUGACCCAGUACCCCUGGACACCGGGUUCCGUCUCCUUCGCCCGCCUUAGAAUGAUGGACCUAGACGCCACCUACCUGACCCUCACAACCAGCAGCAGCACCACCACCACCACGACGCCCGCUCCACCAGCACCAAUUGGCAUCUCACAGUUCGCCCCCACACCGUACGACCCGUACCCCCAAAUCGUGGUCCUCAGCUCCAGCUCGGCGCUGACGGCGGUACUGAACACCUCUUCCACCUCCCCUUCCUCUUCCGCCGCGGCCGCCCUCACGCCCCUGGUUUCGGAGCCGGGAGUGUAUGAGGCCUACCCUGGAGUGCCCACAUUGGCGGCGGUCAUGCUGCGGUACGGCAAGGACAGCAGCGCUAGCAACAGCAGUAACGGUAGUACGGCAGUUGUCUACCAGCCAGUGAAGUACGGCGAUGUGGUGCUGCGGCGCAGCUUCCUUCUAAUGCCGUACCCGGAAGCUACGGCCCCCGAAACGGUGGUGUUGGACCUCGGCCAGACCCGAGCCCCAUGGGUUGUGUGGGCCGGCAGUAGCAGCGAUGUGAGCCUGACGCUCCGAAACCUGACCCUGGUUGGAUUAGUCAGCCCCUCCCGGUGGCCCUCUGACCGGCUGGUGCGCUGCCUGGAUUUGCCGCUGUGGGCGCUGUGGGCCGGUGGGGGUGAGGGCGAGGUGGAGGGUGAGGCGGGCGGGCCGUCAGCAGCUGCGGCGGCGGUGCGUGUGGUGGUGGAGGGAGGCACCGUCAGCGUGUCGAGUCAGGAGCUGGAACUCCCCAGCGGGCCUCUGUACAUUGAGUUGAUGCAGGGCAUGGGCGUGCGCCUUCAAAACGUCGUACUCCGUAAUGACGUGGCGCCGUACCAUCGUUACGACCUAGAGGAGCUGCUGCCAGACGGUCCAGAGCUGGCUCCAUUACUCGCUUCCUACCUCCCCCUAACCCGCAUUCCCUGCCCCACUGCAUGCAUGACCUCUCUUCACUAUACGGCUCCCUGGGAACUGGACGUCGUACGGCGAGUAGCGCCUUCAUGGGAUACGGACCCCACCUCCGUCAGCGGCAGCAGCAGCAGCCCCGGCAGCAGCAGUAGCAACAGCCGCGGCCGGAUGUGGGUCAUUCCCGUAGUUGUAGUGGGUGUGGUGGCGCUUCUGAGUACCGUACUGCUGUCUUCCGUGUACUUGCGUCACCGCCGCCAAUGGCGGAAAAGCGCCGGCAGCGGGGGUGGCGCGCCGGCGCCGUACAUUAACGUGCACAUGCUCAAAAUGAUGGCAGAAAACACGCUGCGACCAUAUUACAGCAUGGCGUCGCGGCACGCCAAGGCGGACAGUUCAGCGAGGCGAGACGAUAGCGGAGGUGGCGCCGGCGUACUGGGGACGGCUGCAGCGUCGGUUGCGUCGGUGGCGGACCUGCGCAACGGCAGUGCCGGUAGGGCCAUCUCGCGCUUUGGCAAGACGUCGCAGGCGCGCGGCGGCCGCUUCCGGGAGGCCAGCUCAGGCCACGCCACGACCCGCGCCAGUAGUGCAGAUGACGGAGGCGGCGGUGGUGGCGGUGGUGGCGGAGGCGGGAGCUUCAAUGCAUGCAUUUCAACGCGCCUUGCGGGCCCCGCGGGCCCUAUGGAACUCGGCCUAACUACUGAACUGGCUCGUACUGCACCGGCCUUUCCUGGCGGCGGCGGCGGCGACGGUGGUGUUGUGCCCUCAUUUGCGACGCCGUCGGCAGCCGAGUACAGUGCAGGAAUGACGAGGCCCCUCGCCACGGUAGACAGGAACGACAGUUAUACGGCGGGUCUGGCGCCGCAGUGGGCGUCCGCAGGGUAUGCAUGGCCCGCAGCCUUUAACUUUCCGUACGGCAUUUACGGGAAUACGAUAGUUGCGCCGUACUAUGGAAACCUGAACGGCUUCUGGUCUGGCUGGGGAGGUGCUGAGCCCUGGUACAUGUCGUGGCCGUCGGGAGCUGUCGCGGCGGCAGCGCCGUACACAGCACUGCAGCCGCCUUCGCCGCUGCCGGCGGCGGUGGCGACGACAGCGACCGAGGCGGCAACGACAGUUGAAGCAGGACCACAUGUACUUCCGCAUGCUGUCGCUGCCGCCAUCCGGCAGACGGCAGCGACGCCAUUUCUUCAUGCUGCAGCGGUGGCCGCCGCCGCUGUUGCCGCGGCCGACGGCACGGGGCCCGGCGUGCCCGGCGAAUCUGACGUGGGGACGCCGGCAGCAGCGCCAGGUCCUCCGGAUCCGGACCCGGAUUGGCGACUCCAGCCCACAACCCACGUCUCCGAGCACGUCCAGACCAACCGCAGUCCAAACCUGCUCUGGCUUAACACCACAGUCGCGGCUGCACGCUUUGUAGAGGACGAUGACGCGUCAAGCCCCGCAGCCGCGACAGCAGCAGUGGCAGGGGCGGGUGACAGCGCCUUCGAAGCCGUUCGACAUCAGCUGCUUCAUAUCAGCAAUUAUACUCCGUUUGGGCGCAGCAGGGCCGUUGCCGCCGCUCCCGAUGUCGCCUCCGCUGCUGCGGUUGCUGCCGCCACCAGCGGUCAUAGCAGCGCCAGCGGCGGCGGUGGCGGCGGCGGCGGCGGCUCUGUCACACCGGUGCCCACAUCGUCACGGCGGUCAAGCGCCGCCGCGCGUGCAGAGUCCAUGUCGCCGCGAAGCGCUGCCGCCGUCGCAGCGGCAAGCGACGGCAGCGAUGGCGGCGGCGGUGGUGGCGGCAGCACGCUCACACCCGUGGACGCUGGCGGCAGCGGCGGUGGAAACGCUCGCGGGCCGGUGGCGCUGGUAGCUCCCGCAGCCGGUUCCGAGCACCUCAACCAGCAGCAACAGCCGCAGCAAUUUAAACCCCAGCGCUUGAUGCGCUCCACCUCGGCCGCCAGCAGCAUAGUGAGGGGGGCCUUUCCGCGCCUUGAAGACCAUUCCUGGGGAGCUGUCACGGCCGCAGUAGGCGACGCUAGCGGCGGCGGCGGCGGCGGACCCGCUGGCGGCAGUACCGCAUUUUCGGCAUUGGCGCCGCUGAUGGCGGCGGCAGCGGCGGUGCUGCCGGCGGGGGCGGGUCGUCGGAACAGCCGGGGCCAGUCGGGUGUCCUGGAGCUGACGGCGGCGGCAGCGGCGGCAGGGGCUAGCAGUACGGAAUCACCGCCGUCGCCGCUGGAGGGCACAUCGCCAACCGGCCAGCCGUCUCUGUCAGCUGCAGCUGCGGCGGUAACGGCGGCGGCGGCGGCGGCGGGGGGGGGAGCACGCGGAGGUGGUCCCUCCUGGCUGCCCCCGACGACGCCGGCGACUAGUCCGCGAAUGGUUCGCAAGUCCCCUUUCUUGGUCAAGGCCUCAACCGCGUCUCGCAUGGCGGACACCUCCGCGGGCAACUCCUCCGAUAACGCAAACAAUGCUACAGCCGCCAAAACGGACGUCGGUAGUGGUGGCAGCGGCGGCGGCGGCGGCUCCAUCCUUCAUCAGACCUUUUCGGAGCCCGUCCGGGGGGCGCGUACGGCGGCAGUGGCGGCGGCGGCAACGGACUGGCAAGCCGGCAGUGGCGGCGGCAGCGCCGCUGCAUCACCGGGCGCACCUCCCCCAGGCGCCAAGCCUGGUCUGGGGCGGCUACUGGUUGGCUCGUUGUCCAAUCUGUUUCGAGUGGAUAGCUUGGCGGUCGGCUUACAGCGGCCUGCGUCGCCGCCGCCGCCGCCCGCGGCCCUGGCACCCAGCGGCGGCAGCCUGACAGCGCCGUUAAAUCGUGCAGCGGCCGUACAAGUGAUGGACGUACGGCAGGGCGGUUCGCCGACGCCGAGUGGUGUUGGCGCGCAGAUGCGGAUGAGCAAUGCGGGAGGUGGCGGGGCGGCGGUGGGGCCGGGAGCGGCGGCGAUGGCAGCGGGGCUUCCGACGGGGGGUCCCAGCCGCGGCCUUGUCGGCGGCGGCCGCUCCGUGUCCAGUGCCGCCGCUGCCUCCGGUGACCUGGGCGCUGCUCUGAGCGAGCUGACUGCGGACUUUGAGAGUCGCUUGAAUGAGAACCAACUUGUCAUUCAACAAGUGCUGGGGUCGGGGGCGUUUGGAACGGUGUACAAAGCCCUGUGGAAGGGUCUUCAAGUGGCCGUCAAGACCCUGACCCUGACCUCCGACGCGGUGGCUGCGGGCCGUCACGCGGCGCUGCUGGAGGCCGCGCUGUCCAAAUCGAUCUUCCAUCCCAAUGUGGUCACCACGUACACAUGCGACCUGAAGCCCAUGCAUGUGGACAGCCGCAAAGGGGGGGCCAUGACGGGGCUGCAGAUACUCAACGAGACGGAGGUCAUCCAGGAGUGGAGGCUGUACAUCGUGCAGGAGUACUGCGACGGCGGCAGCCUCCGUCACGCCAUUGAGACCCGGUCCUUCCUGAACCAGUCCACGGGUAGUCCCCAGAUGGAGUGGGUGCUGCAGAUGGCGAGGGAGGUUGCGGCGGGGCUGCAGUACCUGCACGAACACAACAUCAUCCACGGAGAUCUCAACCCUGCGAAUGUUCUGCUCCGUCGCGACGACGCGAGUGUGUUGGGCUACCGGGCCAAGAUUGCGGACUUUGGGUUGUCGGUGCACAUGGCUGCGGAACAGAGCCACGUGUCGAACACCAAGAGGGGGACGCCGUUCUACACAGCACCGGAGGUGACUCACGCCGGCAACCUGACGCGCUUCGCCGACGUCUUCUCGUACGGUGUCGUACUCUGGGAGCUGUACUGCAGUCGUUCCUGCUGGAUGUACGGUCCGCAGGGUCGUCUGAUUCACCAGCGCGGCUUCCCGCACCUUCCGCCCAGCUGCCCCCGUGCCUUCGCCCAGCUGAUCAGCAGCUGCAUGCAACCGGCUCACAAACAGAGACCCACGUUCAAACAGAUCGGGGUGAUGCUGGAGGGAAUGAUCAGGGAAAUGGAACGCGCCGCCGCGGCCGCGGCCGUCGGUACUUUGGGCGGCACUGCAGCCGCUACAGGAGCCGCUACAGCCACAGCCACAACCGCCGCUACAGCCGCAGCCUCUACAGACGGUUCAACUGCAGCAGAGCAGCCGCUGCCUCCAUCGGCCCCAGCAGCGGCGCCUAUGAGCUUGCAGUCCCCCUAUCCCAACCCGCCGGCGGUGGCGAACGGCAUCGCUGAUACCGUACAGACCUGGACACCACAGACCGGCCGCGCCGCUCCGGAACCAGGAAUAGCGGUCGCUGCCGUGCAGGGCACCUCACCGGGUUUCCCCCUGAUGACGCUUGGCGAGGAGGCAUUGCAACCGUCGGCCAUAUCUGCUGCAAUUGCCGCUGCUACUGCCGCUACUGCGAGUGACUUUGAGUCCUCGUCGGAGGCGGGCGCCGCCGCUUCAGCUGCGGCCGCCGCUGCUGGUACAGUUGCCAUACCUGCAGUUGCUGUAUCGGCGGCGGAAGCAAGUGAUGGCGGCGGCGGCGGCUGUGGGAGCGGUGGACCUACGCCGUCAGCGCUGCUGGCGGGUGUAAUGCGCGCGUUCGACAUUCCGGCUGAGGCGCCGCGCUUCGCACCGCCUGACCUGCCCACGGUGCCAGAGGCGGAGGACGAGCCCACUAGCGGCGCAUCACUGACCCAUGGGUCACCAACCAACUUAGCUGCCCUGGAGCCGCCCACCAUCUCGCCGUCAGCUGACGAUGAGGGCAGCAAAGCAGGUGUGGAGCUCACAGAGGUGCUCCUGGAGGAGGGACCCUCCAUCGGCGAUAAGAUCAGCGCCGGCGGCGGUGACAUAGCCGGCGGCGGCGGUGCUGCCAGUGAAUCCAAUGCCGUACGUACCAGCCGUAUCCACUCCGCUCCGCUGCACCGCCCGUUGGAGGGGCGCUACUUUCCCGGCGCGGUGACGGUGGUGAUGGCGGAGCAUGCGGCGGAACCAGUCGAUCUGGCUGCUGCCGUACGACGGAGGCGCAGUAGGACCACAUCAGGGGUAGUCGGUAUGGCGGACGACGACGGCAGCGGCUGCGAAGUCUGCAGAGCUGGCGGUCGCAUGGUGGCGGCGUCACCGCCAUGGGAGCUGUCUGAAUCCGAAUCCGAAUUUUCCUUGCAGGGCCUGCCGGCGGCGAAUGAUGACCUCGAGUCCCCUCAAAGACUCGGAAGUACGCCGCACGAUACUGCCGAACAACUUGGGAAAAAUCUUCCUCAGCCGAGGUUAAGCCGCGGCUCCACGGGUUCCUUGGGACGGCAGCAGCAGCAGCAGCCGCAGUCCCGCCUGGGGAUGAUGCCGCAUUACUUUCAGCGGCAGUCGCCGCUGCCGCUGCCGCCGCAGCGGCGGCGGCGGCAACGGCUUCUUCAGCAGCGGUCGCCGUUCAGCAGGUUGUCGCAAACCAGCACAGCGGAAAGCAGCUUUGACGAGGGUGACGCCGCCGACGACACGGAUGGCUCACAAGAAACGAACCUGAAGUUAGGUGAUGCAGGCGGCUCCGCCGCUGGCGGCGGCCUUCCAUUGCAACAGGAAGCCGUCACAUCUGCUGCGACGGCCCCGCCCCCGCCCCCGCCCCCGCACCAUGUUGUGGUGAGCGUCCAGGGCGUUCCGCCAUCCACGCGAUCUAGCCUUGGUCACGCAGCUUCCCCUAUGACGGCGCUGCCGCGGACAGGCACCGGCGCGGCAGCAACAGGUUUGCCUCGAGCGGCCGCAGCCGCGGCUGUAGCCGACAGCGCGCCGUGCUUCAGUCGCGCUAGCUUCGCAGCGCCCGUACCUGACAUGCCACUGGGGGCGACGGCCACGACAUUGCCUUGUGGCACCAGCCCCUUCGCAAGACUCUCCUUAGCGGCACCGCCGGCAGCUCUCGAAACAGCUGGGCGGCUGGACGGCCUGGUGGCGCAACCGCCACUGGCCUCCCCGCCGCUGCCUUCUGUUGGUCCUUUUGUCCGCCCCAGCCUAGGCAUGCCGCCACCUGCAGGCCCCGGGCUCCCCAGCCGCUUCGCCCGGCCAUCUAUGACCUCCCAUCGACAAGUGAUUGAGCCGUCAGGUACGGCACAGUCGGUGCCGAUGGCGGCGGCGGCGGCGCUCGUCCCACCGUCAACGGCCAUCCCCUUCGCCCGACCGUCGCUGGGCGUUGAGCCACGUUUGGGCUCAGCGGCGCUGCUGGUGGCGGCGGCAGUGCCGGCUCCGGCGCUGCCCCCGCGGCCGCCGCCCUUGUCCGGGCUGCCUUAUGCGACCCCGCUUGUUAGUCCUUUCGCUCGUCCUACCCUGGGCACUUCAGCGGAGCCGGACAUAACAGGACUGAUGCCAUCACCACCGGAGAUGCCGCCGCCGCUGCCGCCGCCACUGCUCAGUGUGAGCGCCCUGCCAUCAACGGCGACUGCUCCGGCCCUCGAACCAAUAUCGUCUGUGGGUGCUUGCGUCUUCGCCCGCCCUUCGCUGGGUGCCCAGACACAUUACGAAGCACCGACGGCAGCGGCGGCGGCAGCGGUGGCGGCGCCGCCCGCUAUAGCCCCAGGAGGAAGCCCAUUUGCGAGACCGACACUGAACUCCUUGGUACAGUGCGGUGCGGCAGCGGCGGCGCCGGCGGCAUUUCCGGUGGCGAUGGCGUCAACGCCCACGUGGGCGUUGACGCCCACGCCAUCCGCUAUUGCAACUGGCCGCUUCGUACGGCCCAGUUUAGGAGCGCCAUCUCAAGAUACGGCGCCGCAGCUAGGACAGGAUGUUUGCCGUACUGGCGGCCCCGCCAGCUCCAUUCCUUCCUGCCCUCCCGCAAACGUCGCCGUCGCAGCUGCUUCCACCUCCGUCAGCCAAUUCUCAGCCUCCAGGCCAACGCAGCCUUCGCCCUUCAUGAGGCCCAGCCUCGGGACCCCUCCAGGUGGAGCAUCCGUACAGCAGUCGUAUAUCUACGGCGCCAUUGAACCCUCACCGAUGGCUUCUUCCUUCCUACAGCCGACCCACGGGUCCGUUCCGGGCCGUCCUUGCGCCAACCCGGAUUCCAGCUUAGGACUCGCACCGCCGCCGCCGCCACCGCCGCCGCCGCCAAUGGUGUUACUGGGCCCCUCAUUGCCGGCGCUGCCCGCCCCGUCGGCGGCCUUUCCGCUGCCCGCCGCUAUCUUGCCGUACCAUCAGACGCCGUACCAGUUGCUGCAGGUAGUACCAGCCAACGCCUCCUCACAGAGGGAGUCGCGGUCACAGAACGUCGUAGCUGAGGAAGCACUUUCCCGGGCAGGCCCCGGGAGCCGUUCAGAGAUUACCCCCUACGAUGACGGUGAGGAGAAAGGAAGUGCGGCGGCAGCUGAGGGGACGUCGCAGGCAGGCAAGCCGACGGCAUGGCACCUGUUUGAUGAGGCAUGCGGCACGAUGGGUCCGUAUGGAGGGAGUCGUACAGAGGCGCCAAGGGGCGAGGUAGCAGGAGGAGGAGCGCCGGGUUCGCUAGGACAACUGUCCCAACGACCUUCCCAGCAACAGCAGCAGCAACAGCAGGCGGGCGGAGGCGCCACCGGGCAGCCGCCGCUUCCACAUUCGCGGCUGCACCAGCAGCAGCAGCAGCAGCAGUGGCUGCAGGGAACGCUACAGCCGUCCUCACCGCUAGGUGGUGCAGCUGCGGCUGGUGGUGGUAGCGGUGGUUUCGGAGGUGUGUUAGGUUCCCCGGUUCUUGCUUCUCUUGCGUCGGAAGCCUCCGCCGCGUCCGGCCGGCUGCUCAGCUGUGGCGGCAGCGCCGCUGCUCUGCCGGCGGCGGCUGCAGCAACGAUGCCGGCAUCGCUGCCGGUGGCUGCGCCCAUCAGCUGGCAGCGGCACGACGACGCAGUUGCUGGUAGCUUUGGUGACGGCGGCAGCGGUGGGGCCGGCGGCGCCGCUGCCGCCGUCCCGCUGGGAUGGUCUUUGUCGGAGGGUCCCGUUCACCGGCCGCCGGCGCCGGUGUCAGCGUCGGCGUACACAAGGCAUCCGUACACAUCGAGUGAUGGCCUCAGCCGGUCGCUGGACUCAGCCGCACUAGCUGCGCUCGCAGACGGGGUGCCGGGCGGUACUGACUAUUGCCACGGUUACGGACACGGACUUGGCCCACAGGGGGCCCCCGGGGCGUGGCGCGACGCGCCGCCAUCGACCACCGCCGCCGCCUUCACCGCCGACGGGAGCUUUUGGGUCCAAGGCAACGGCAACGGCGUGCGACGUCCGGCCAACGGCCCCGGCCCGUACUCUUCCGGCCACCUGGGCUCGUCGCUGCCACGGUCGUACAACACGCCAUACACGGCCUCUAGACCGCGGUCGACGGCACGGCUUGCAGCGCGGGGUUCGCACCAGCAGACCCCGCUACCGUCGCCACUGUCCCUUGCCGCCGGCAGCCCCUCAUCCUCCUCCUCCCGGCUGCCGCCCAGGUUCCAACGGGACAGCCUGGCCACGCCGGAGGCUGGCGGCAGCAGCGAUGCCGGUGGCGGUGGCAGCAGUACGGCACGCUCCGAUGGAGACGCUGUCCAGCCAAUUGCGGAUGCGCGAAGGAAUGGCCUGCCGCCGCCGCUGCCGCCGGAGCAGCAGGAUCCGCGUAAGGUUGAGCCGCGGGGCGUUGGCGGCGGCGGCGGACUACUAAGAGCCUUCCGAAACAAGGUAGCGGCAGGGGGUUCGCGAAGUCGGCUUGCAGCAACAGCGGCGGCGGAGGCGCCGCGGGCACCGCCUUCGGGUCCAGCGGUUUACGAUUCGGACCGGGGCCAGGAUAGUGCAGGUGGGGAGAGCGGCGACGACGGCGACGGCCGCAGGCAGCGGCUGCAGGCACCGUCGUUUAGCCGCCGCGGCGUCUCUUUUGGGACAGGGCUCGAUGCCGAUGAGGACGAUACCUUCAAUGGAUUCGGCGAGUUCGAUCGCGACCUUGAAGAUGUCAGCCACAGGAGCCGGGAGGGGGCCCGUGGCGGCGGCGGCGGCGUGAGACGCCUAAUCGCCGCCGGCAGCCUUACGGCGGCGCUGGACAUGCCUCACCGGCACCUCCACUACCAGCACUAUGGGGCCGGCGCGAUGGCGCCUUCCGUGCCGCAGCUGCCGCCAGAACUAUUAUACAUGUCGAGCUCGGCGCCGUCAUACCUGACGCCCGCCAUGCUUGCUGGCAGUCCCUACUCCGGUGGCACCAACAUCACCUCCGCUGCCGCCGCAGCCGCUACGGCAGUAGCAGCGGUACCCGCUGGUCCUUCCAGUUUCGGAUCUCGUUUUUCCCGUGCCGCUAUGGUCGUAUCCCCCGCUGCCGCCGCAGCCGCCGCUGGCGGCGGCGGCAGCUACGUAAUCGAGCAUGCGUUCGGCGCUCCUGCCAGUGCCACUGUCGGCGUCGCUUCCGGCAGCGGCGGUGGCAGCCUUGGCGGCAGCGGUGGUGAUUCUUUCGAUGAAGCGCUGCGGCUCGGCAAAUGCAGCCUGUCUACAGUGCUGGAGUCGGGACCCAGCUUCAGCCAAGCCAGUGCGACCCGCAGCAGCCAGGGCUCAGAGCGCCUCCCGCCAGCAUCAAGCGGCGGCGGCGAGCAGAGCGCCGCACCGCCUUUUGGCCGCCAUUCGCACCGCAGCCUGGGCCGCGGCUCAGCCGGCGCCAGCGGGUUUCGUGAGCAAGCGAAUGUGGUCACUGGCAGCGGCGGAGGUGCGGCCACGGCCGCCGCCGCUGUACGGCUUCGCAGCAUGGCCCGGCGGACCCAUGGGUCAUCUGGUUCCCAGUCGCUGGGCCCCAGCGAGGAGCUACGGCAGCUACCGGCGGCGGGAGGAGCCCCGCCUGGGGCCCUAUGGCCGCUGCCGGAGGUGUCCACGGCGCCGCUGUCGAGCUCAGCGCCGAUGACAGUAGUGGCAUCGGUAAUGCAGCGAAUCGGUGUGCGCGCGGGGUUAGGGGGAAGUGCAGGUGUGUGUGCAGGUGGCGAGAGGCAGGGUUCGGCUGUGCCGGAGCAGGGUCACGGCCCAGGCCGAGCUUGA
Molecule: messenger RNA, 12080 nt
Organism: Volvox carteri f. nagariensis
Lineage: Eukaryota; Viridiplantae; Chlorophyta; Chlorophyceae; Chlamydomonadales; Volvocaceae
Exons: 19
Coding region: 210-12080 (3956 amino acids)
Biological process (GO): protein phosphorylation
Molecular function (GO): ATP binding; protein kinase activity
Source: RefSeq, a predicted model, not a curated record